CUAGCCCAGGUCCGUCGCCACUAGACACCAAUUGGUCCAAGUCGAUCUGAUCAACCAGACCCGCCAUAACAGAAUUUCACGGUUCUUCAACCAGAGCAACCCGCUCCUUCGCAUUGCUAUAGUGGACAUGCCCCCGAACAUUUAUUAGGGCUUCCAUUAUCUCGUAGUAGGUUAUCAGGAUGACGUCGUGCCUGUUAAGGCGCCAGGGAGACUCGAAUUCGGUCGAGCAGCAGCUUCCCUUCACUGGCGAUACUGUGAGCGACCUCGACUUCUCCAGAGAGCAGCAGACCAACCAGUCCGAUGCUGGGUCGAACAUCGUCCCCAGAUCACGUCCAAUAAGAGCCCCGUCUUCCACAUCGGCAUCGAUACUGUCUGGGUCGUAUACGCAGAGGACUCCCGCACGGUCAUUCGCGCAUCAUGCUUCUCAUGCCGCCAUAGACAACCUGCAAUACUCAUCCCAUGGUGUGCGUGAGAGGACCCAGGAGCUCGCCUCCUACGCACUGGACUUGGACGCUUUCCAGAGCCGCCCUCGGAGACCCAGCUACCCGGAAUCGGACACGGUAUCAACUCGGCGAGCAGGCUUCUUCUCGCAGGACACUGAUGUCGGCGAGGGGAGGGUAUCGUCUGAAUCAUUCAGGACUGAAGUCAUUGGGGGGGACGAUGGGGUGGAAUCGCCAGAGACGGUGGUUGAUGAAUCUCGGCAAGGCGGCAGGAACUUCUUCAGCCCAACGCCGUACACAGAAGUUGAUCCCCAAAGUCAGGGAGGAGGAAGUUCUGGAGCAGUUCAGGGAAUAUCGGUCCGCACAGGCCUCCCCAACGUUGUAGUCCAAGAUACCGAAGCAACCCCACUUCUACCCAAGCCCAGGCUAUCUCGGACGGAUGCUCCAGCACAGUACAAGUCAAUAAAGCCUGCUUCUUCAGACCACUCAAGCACGGCGAGCUUCAGGAUACGGGUUGGGGAGCACUUCACCGCCAGUCGAGAGCAUCUAGUUGGGGCCGGACGCUCGGUGCUGAAUCCGAAGAACUACACCAAAGACGCAGCUAUCUCAGGAGCUAUCACAAGCUUACAGACGCUCUCAGCCGUCUUUCUAGGGUUGCUUCUGAAUGUCCUGGAUGCGCUCUCCUACGGAUAUAUCCUUUUCCCCCUGGGAUCCCCGGUUUUCAGCUCGACUGGUCCAGAUGGCAUCUCUAUCUUCUUCGUUAGCUGCAUUGUAUCACAACUCUGCUACUCCCUGGGACUAUCCGUUUUCAAAGGCGGCGUUGGAUCUGAAAUGAUUGAAGUGGUGCCUUUCUUCCACAAGAUGGCCUACUCAAUUAUGAAACGCAUGAAGGGCCAAAGCGACGAGGCAAUCAUUGCUACAGUCAUAGUAUCUUACUGCCUGAGCUCGAUUGUAACUGGCCUAAUCUUCCUCACUCUCGGGGGGUUUAAAUUGGGCAGUUUGGUUAGCUUCUUUCCUCGGCACAUCUUGAUUGGAUGUAUUGGAGGUGUCGGAUUCUUCCUUGUGGUGACCGGUAUUGAGGUUUCUGCGCGUCUUGAAGGUAACUUAAACUAUGACUUCAACACGCUGCACAAGCUCUUCUCCCAUGACACGGUCUAUCUCUGGUUGCUUCCACUUGUCCUUGCGGUCAUCGUCUUGGUUAUGCGACGGCUGAUAAAGAGCCCAUUUGUUCUGCCCAUUUUCUUCAUUAUUGCAUUCGCCAUCUUUUACCUCAUCAUCAAAGGCAUCCUCGGACUUGACUUGGAGACCGUUCGUAAUUCCGGUUGGAUCUUCGAGAUGCCGGAAGCAGGCGUGCCGUUCUACAGAUUCUAUUCUUAUUUUAAAUUUGGCAGCAUUGACGGGGGGGCACUAAUUAGUACUAUUCCGACUAUGUUUGCGUUGUCGUUCUUUGGUAUUAUCCACGUCCCAAUCAAUGUCCCAGCUCUCGGUGCGGCUGUAAAAGAAGACAAUGUCAAUGUCAAUCGGGAACUCAUCGCUCAUGGUAUAUCGAAUACGCUGUCUGGACUAGUCGGGAGCAUUCAAAACUAUCUCGUCUACGCAAACAGCAUUCUCUUCAUUGAGAAUGGUGGCGACAGCCGCGCAGCGGGCGUUUUGCUCGCUGUUGCGACCACUGCCGUGUGGAUGUCUGGUCCAGCCAUGAUAGGAUUUAUUCCUAUUUGUCUAGUCGGCGCCUUAAUCUUUCUGCUUGGCAUUGAAUUACUGGAGGAGGCCGUAUGGGAUACCUUCGGUAAAUGCCACAAGCUAGAAUACCUUACCAUCAUCGCCAUCGUCCUCAUCAUGGGCGUCUACGAUUUCGUCGUCGGCAUCUUCGCAGGCAUCGUCCUUGCUUGCCUCAGCUACGUUGUCCAGAGCUCUCGCACGCCAGCUAUCCGCGCCUCAUAUAGCGGAGAUGUCGCUGAAUCAACAGUGCGUCGCCCGCGCGCCGACCGCCGCUAUCUCAGCCGCGUCCGCGGUCAAAUGCGCGUCAUCAAGCUCAGCGGCUUUCUCUUCUUCGGGACCAUUGUCUCGGUAGAGGAGUAUAUGCGGUCCUUGAUCGAAGAAGAUAACUUCCAGAAGCAGCCUGUAAGUUUCAUUAUCGUGGACUUCUCGCACGUCACAGAUGCGGAUUUUUCCAGCUCCGAGGGGUUUCAGCGCAUCAACCGCAUACUUAGCCGCAAGCACGUUAAGAUGAUUGUUUCCGGUAUUUCGUUUGCGAGUAAAGUAGGCCAAGCGCUCCAGAAUGUCGGGCUCCUUGACGCAGAGAAAGCUGGCGAUGAGUGCCCCCCGCCAAGUGUCUUUGAAGACCUCAACACGGCCCUCGAGGCCUGUGAGAACGAACUUCUGGAAGCUUUCUACAAGCACUGUAGCUCUUCUACCAAUCGACGACAGAGAACUCCACCGAUAUCCAUCACGCCAGAGGGCCUCGCGCAGCAUACUCCUAACUCUCCAGGCUUUCGGAACUCAACAACUUCCGGCUCGCUGAUUUCCUCCCUUCGCACUAACCCUCUCGAUCCAGAAUGGCAGUCUCCACGCCGCGGAGCCCAACUCCUAGCCGCAGCAACCACGAUGCGCGAACAAGGCGCUGAACCCAACUCCGCCGAAGCCGACACACCCUCCGCACCCUUCCCCUCAAAAUGGAAGAGCUUCGCGCAACCCAUCAAAAUUCUGCUCCAAACCUUCGAAGACGUGUCCGCCAAAAAUGAAGACUUCUGGCAAAUCGCCGCGCCAUACUUCCAGCGCAAAGAGUACCCGGCCGGCACCGUGCUCUACACGCGUGGCGACGAACCCGACGGCUUUUACAUUCUCGAGAAGGGCCGAUUUCGCGCAGAGUAUGAGCUCGAUCAAGGGCAUUUUUAUGAGGUUAUUUUGCCUGGGACGACGUGUGGCGAGUUGCCUUUUUUCUCGCAGACGGAUCGGACCGGGACGGUGGUGGCGGAGAAUGAUUCUACGGCGUGGUUGCUUACAAGGGAGAAGUAUAAUGAGUUGGAGGAGAGGAAUAGGGAUGUGGCGAGUGAGUUGUUGAAGGUGGGGCUGAAGUUGACGAAGGAGAGGAUGGAUGCUAUUACUUCAUAUGUGCUUGUUACCGCGUCGUAGGAUGAAUGGAUAUAAUACGCGCUUGUCAACAACCACAAGACGGACGAACAAGUGGAGGAAGAGAUGUA
This is a messenger RNA of Lindgomyces ingoldianus, 3640 nucleotides long. RefSeq names its product sulfate transporter family protein-like protein. Lineage: Eukaryota; Fungi; Ascomycota; Dothideomycetes; Pleosporales; Lindgomycetaceae. The coding region runs from base 180 to 3572 and encodes 1130 amino acids. The record is from RefSeq and is a predicted model, not a curated record. The transcript has 5 exons. Gene Ontology annotation, cellular component: membrane.